Messenger RNA from Drosophila guanche, 1832 nucleotides. It is a transcript of the gene Rim2, whose product is annotated as mitochondrial carrier protein Rim2. The transcript has 7 exons. NCBI's taxonomy places the organism in Eukaryota, Metazoa, Arthropoda, Insecta, Diptera, Drosophilidae. The record is from RefSeq and is a predicted model, not a curated record. Gene Ontology annotation, biological process: pyrimidine nucleotide import into mitochondrion; mitochondrial transport. Gene Ontology annotation, molecular function: pyrimidine nucleotide transmembrane transporter activity. Gene Ontology annotation, cellular component: mitochondrial membrane; mitochondrion. Bases 483 to 1583 code for a protein of 366 amino acids.
CACUGGACGGAAUAACAAAUUCUCCCUGAUUUUUAUUUAAACAUUAAGAAAUAAAAUUGAAACAAUUGAACAAGUGCUCGAUGGACUUGGCGCCGUGCGCUUAAUUAUCAUAAAGAAAGAUAAUCGUUAUCAGUGAAUACAGUUGCAGUUGCAUAACUUGUCAGUGCCAAAAAAAAGAGCAGCGCAAUUGCAGCAUAAUUUCAGCCAUUGAAAGUUCUCGUGGAUCUGGUGAAAUAAUUAAGAAAAGUUAAUUCUAAUACAAAUACAAAAACAGUGGGAUAAGCCCUUGUCCGGGCCCCCAACCGGCCCACGCCAGCCUUUGGGCCCCCGUCCACCAACGCGCGACGUCGCAUCGUUCGUGCCUUAAAAAAAUAUUUUUUUGUGCUCUCUGUUUUUGUAAAUCUCAAGUGCGCGUUAAUUAGUGGAUAUUUAAUCAAUCAUCAAUCGAAUUAAGCGACGAGAGAGUGUGAGAGAGCGAGAGCAUGGCCCAAAACACGGUAGAGACUUUCAUCCAUUUGAUUGCCGGCGGAUCCGCUGGCACCGUUGGCGCUGUGGUAACAUGUCCCCUGGAAGUGGUCAAGACACGUCUGCAGAGCUCCACGGCAUUCUCGACGCCAGCGUCGAGGCUUGUGGAGCCAACGGGGAGUGGACCGGCAAAUGGCAGCGCCUCGGAGCUAUUGAGGCCGGAACAACGACGUAAGCUAAGCACAACGAUAUUACGUAACAGAUCACAGCCACAGGUGAUUGGGGGUGUGCGUAGGAUUAUGGCCAUUUCACAUUGCGGCAUCUCAUCGACAACACCUAAAUCCAUGAGCAUCAUACAGUGCCUGCGUCACAUUGUCCAGAAUGAGGGUGCACGUGCCCUGUUUAAAGGUCUUGGCCCGAAUCUCGUGGGCGUUGCACCCUCUCGUGCCAUUUACUUUUGCACCUACUCACAGACCAAGAACACGCUCAACAGUUUGGGUUUCGUUGAACGUGACUCCCCGCUGGUGCACAUCAUGAGUGCGGCCAGUGCUGGCUUUGUCUCAUCCACGGCCACUAAUCCCAUUUGGUUUGUGAAGACCCGCAUGCAAUUGGACCACAACUCCAAGGUACAAAUGACUGUCAGGCAGUGCAUCGAGCGUGUGUAUGCCCAGGGCGGUAUUGCGGCCUUCUACAAGGGCAUCACGGCCAGCUACUUUGGCAUCUGCGAGACCAUGGUGCACUUUGUCAUCUACGAGUUCAUCAAAUCCAAAUUGUUGGAGCAACGCAAUCAGCGGCAAACAGACACCAAGGGCUCGCGAGACUUUUUGGAAUUCAUGAUGGCUGGCGCCGUUUCCAAGACAAUUGCCUCCUGUAUUGCGUAUCCCCAUGAGGUGGCACGCACGCGCCUGCGCGAGGAGGGCAACAAGUAUAACUCCUUCUGGCAGACGCUGCAAACGGUGUGGAAGGAGGAGGGCAGACCCGGACUGUAUAGAGGCUUGGCCACGCAGCUGGUCAGACAGAUACCGAACACGGCCAUCAUGAUGGCCACCUAUGAGGCGGUUGUCUAUGUGCUGACGCGUCGCUUGAACAACAAAUCGAACGAGUUUUAUGAUUUUUAAAUGAGAAAGCAACACCCAACCCAUACCAUCCCAGCACUCACUCCCUGGAGGGAUAGAUAGAUGGACGGAUGGAUGGUUAGUUAACAGUGAAAAGGAAGAUGGAGAUAAAGAGAAACCCAAUCUGUGCAUAUGUAGACGCGACUGCUGCAACUUAAUUGUAAUUGUAAUCCUUUUUCUAGACGAUCGAAACCAACGAGCGCAAAUUUGUUUAGUUAAAUUAGCUUCUAAGGCAAAAACCAAAACAUAAAA